Lingula anatina is the source of this 4178-nucleotide messenger RNA. RefSeq lists its product as uncharacterized. Gene Ontology annotation, molecular function: cysteine-type deubiquitinase activity. Lineage: Eukaryota; Metazoa; Brachiopoda; Lingulata; Lingulida; Lingulidae. The record is from RefSeq and is a predicted model, not a curated record. Gene Ontology annotation, biological process: protein deubiquitination.
GGUAAUAACUUGUUGUACGUUGUUGCGAUGAGGUCAGUCCGAAUGCAGUUUAUAUCAUUUGAAUGAGGAGAUAAUACAUGCGGUUUUGAUUCUUUAGGAUUUCUCGGAUUCACCUCAUUCUUGCAGCUUCUUUCUCUGUGCAAGUGAAAUUAGGAGCAGUUGAAUAGCAGACAGAUGUAGUUCUUUAAAAAAGAGAAUGUUUUGGAUAUUUUACUCUGUCUAUACUGCUGUCUACUAUGGCAGUAUAGACUUUAUGGUGUUCUUGCUGGUGGAUCUUGUGGCUAAGACACCACUCAAAGAAGCAAGAGAUGAUGGGGAGAAGAGGCUGGUGUGGUUGUAUGAGGCCCUUGCCUUGAUGUUCUUCAGUGUUGUUGUAUACAUCAUAGAUCAUGUGCCAUACCUCCUCUUUACUCUGGCGGUGCUUACACUCCUCUACACACAAGUGCACGGACGUGUGGAUUUCCGCGAUCUCUGGAUACAGCUCACCACAAGGUGGGAUGAAUUCCAGCAGCACGAGGAGAGCAUGGAGCAGAUGCGAAGGGAGCAAGUACGACAGACAGAAGGGCAGUUCAUGAUGACCAGCUCCCCAAUAGCCACUCCUCCCCUGCACAUGGUUUCUCAGGCAGACCCCUUUCCAAAUGUCAGUCCUAUAGCCAGUGCAGCAGCCUGGAAUAAUGUGGAUACCCCUGGGAAUAGAUUCAUGCACCCCCUCCCUCCACAGUUGAGAUUCAAUAGCCCCAGUGGUCCAUCAGUGACAGGGAUGUCACCACAGGGAACAGUGCUGCCAUCUCCACAGCAGCAAGACCCAGGGUUCCCUGUGGUAUCAGAACCUUUCUCCUCAGGGCAGCAGUUCUACUCUAGGCUUCCCACAAACUAUGCAUUUGCUAACAUGAAUCACAACAGCAGGUUCCAGAAUCAAAACCCAAGCAUGUCAGCGCGACUGCCCACAGUCAUGCCAAAGAGACUGGUCAAUAAAAUUCACACAGGGUAUGGGGACAUGGACCCAAAAGUUGGUAAAACUCAAUCAGGUGCUCUCUCACGGGUCAUGAAUGUGUUGGGACUGGGAAAAUAUAGGACAACUCCUCCAGGACUGAGGAAUGACAGCAAAAGUAUAUGUUUUAUGAAUGCUGUGUUGCAGUGUCUUGCCAGAAGCCCGAAGCUCCCCGAAUCUCUGGGCAAUAUCAGUCAGGAUGAUAUAGAGAGGAGGAAGAGGAAGGCCAGUCUGGCUGAGACCACCCUGUUAGAGUCUAUUAAAGAACUGCUGCAUGAGCUCAAUGUUCAGCCAGAUGGUAACAGCAGAGAAUGUCCAGACAUAACAAGACUACGGGAGGCAGCGUCGUCUUUGACAGACUUGGUUGCAAGUCCCAGCAACCAGGACGCCCAGCAGCAGCAGGACACGGCAGAGUUUCUAACAUGGCUGCUGUCAACACUUCACCAGGUGCUGAACAAGACUGGAGACCAAGGUGGUUCCCAGGCAGACCAGUUUAUGAGCCCAGCUUUAGCUAUGCUGAAGUUCAUUUAUGGAGAUCUGAAUGAAAGAAGAAUAGAGGAGUUGAAAGGUGCAUGCAGGAGAGAGAUAUCCAUAGCUCAUGGUCUGGACAACAACACCUACGCAGAACCCAUCCAGAGGCUGUCUGACCUUGAGUGGCUGACCUACAAACAGGCUAAUACCUCUCCAGUGGACGACCUGUUCUCUGGUCAGCUUGUGGAGGCCCAACACUGUGUGGAAUGUAACCACAUCUCAGUGAAUAUUCAGCCCUUUAACAUCCUCCCAGUGCCCCUGGUGGCUCCCAGGGAACUCACAGGGUUGGUCUAUCUGGAGGACUGUUUUACCAAGUUUGGUAAUGUAGAGAAACUUUACGGUGUGAACGGACUGAGGUGUCCUUGUACUCAUACUGUACAAGAAGCUGAGAAGACUAAGCCAUUGAAUUUGGUCUCCCAUACCCAGCAGAGGAAUGUUGAUCAUGAUUUGCGUAGGAGGGUGAUAUCUGAUUCUGUGCUCAGGUCUCCAUUGAACGCUUCUAGUCUUGUGACACCCAUACGCGGAAGAGAGGGUAGUAUAAACCCCUUGUCAGACAGUGGAUUUCAUGAUAAUAACCACUUAAAGACGUCCACUCCCAUUGGAGACAAUGUAUUCAAUUUUGACCUUAACCGAGAUCGAGUGAGACUAACUGAUGGUCAAAGACGAUCAUUACUACGUCAGUUGCCAGAGUGCUUGGUGAUCCAGAUAUUAAGGUUCAGAUUUGACUCUGAGGUCCAGGAUGCUUGUAAGGACUCCUCACCUUUAAGUGUUCCUCUCUCAGGAUUGGACUUAACACAUAUUAUAUUUGACACAGUGGCUAACAGGGAAGACUUGACCAGUGGAGAUUUAGGCUAUCGCUAUGACCUUUAUGGAAUGUGCCUCCAUGUUGGGGGUCAAAACACAAACUAUGGCCACUAUGUGGCCUAUGCUCAGGCCUCUGAUGGUCUCUGGUAUAAGUUUGAUGACGAGAGUGUCAGUCAGAUCAGCAUUGACUAUGAACUGACCACAAAGUUUGUGCGAGAGAAUGCUUAUAUCUUGUUUUACAGAAGAAAUGUGACUGGGCAGUGAAAUUGAGUGUGUUACCUUCUGUAGGACUUAUAUUUUCUUUCAAUAAGCUUUUUUUUUCCAAACAAGAAAUUGUUAAAGAAAUAUUUUCUUCACUGUUACUUAUCUUUGUCAUUGUUUAAUUUUCAUUACAAAAUUUAACUUUAACAUUGAAUUUGUUAUAUUAUGACGUCUGAAUGAAAUGAUUUUACUUUUCAUUAAGAUUGAAAAUUUUUUGUCUACAGAAUUAAUGCAAGAUAAAUGAUGCCAAAAUUAUGUGAAUGAAACUGCCCAUUUACAUUUAUUGCUAUGUAUAUAGUCUGGCCCAAGGUUAUUGUCACAAUGUAUUAUGAAUUCGCUUUUUUGAUGUAUAUAAAACUGGUUUAAAGUCAUCUUCAAAGGCAGCAUGACAUUACUCAGUCAUCUUUAUAUUGAUUCUUCACAUUCUACCCAUUUGUACAUUUCCUAGUCCAUUGUUAUCAUUCAGUCCACGUGAUGUCAUUGUAUUAUAUAGUAAUACACAUAGUCAAAGAGAUUAAUUGAGUACGGAUCUUUUUAAAGAAUGUUGAUAUAUGGGGCACAUUUUAUAAUUUACAUUUGAAAACCACAGUUCAGUAUUGAAGAAAGCAUCAAUAUUGCCUUUAUCCUAAAGUUACUUGCUUGGUUAUUUAAGGUGAAAAACUUCCAGAUUGAUCUGGAUAUUUGGUUGUUGUAUUUAUACCAGUCCCCAACCUAAAUUAGAGCUAUUUGUCUAUGGAGCUUAGAUUUUUUUAAAGGUCCUCUUUCUUCUCUGAAUGGCCUAAGUGUGUUGCAAGUUGGCUCUUGGUUGCUGUUAUUGUCACAUCCCAUGAACAUUAACCUAGCACAACGCAUUAAAAACCUGCAGCUUUCUUCUUGACUUUGAUAUAUCAAAUUAAUUUCAGAGGAGUGAGAGCCAAUAAUUGGUGUGAAAUGCACCUGUGCAACAAAUUUUAAUUGUGUCAUACAUUUUUCACUUCAUAUUCAGUGUCAACUGUGCUCUAUUAUAUUCAUGUGGAAUGUAUCCGGGUGUAUUUACCUAAAUCUAUUUUUGAAUACACAGUUUUUUAUACAACUAAAUUAUAAAGUUUUAACACUUUUGGCAUGUUUCCGUUAAUUUGAUGAAUGGAAACUGUCGCCAAGCAUUUGUUUUAAGCAGUCAAAUGUGAUGAAAGUGUGUAGUCAGAUAAAUUGAAAGAUGAGUUAAGAAAUAUAAACUGUAUUUGGGAUUUACGGAAAAAAUGUUAAGGUGCAUAUUUUUUUGUUAUCCCAAGUUGCUAAAAUUUUGUUUUGGAUAUGAAGAGUGGUUUUGGGGGUCAGGACUUUGAAAGUGGGCUUUGUUGACUGCAUUGUAAAAGUAAGAAUUAUUUAUUUGAGUCAUCAUAUUUACGAGAAUGUUUGCUUGUCAUUUCCUGUAACAUGGAAAUUUUGUCUCUUAAAGCCAUAUCCAAAUCCAAUAAUGUCCAUUAGACGAUACCUCUACCAGUACCAUUACAUAUAUAAUUAUAGACUAAAGCAGACUCAUAAAAUGCAGAAGUUUUUUGUUAUUUGUUUUUUUUUUUUUUUUUUUUUCAGAUCUCAGAUUAGUGCCACU